Messenger RNA from Daktulosphaira vitifoliae (grape phylloxera), 2863 nucleotides. Its product is annotated as transmembrane protein 151B-like. The record is from RefSeq and is a predicted model, not a curated record. The transcript is spliced from 5 exons. NCBI's taxonomy places the organism in Eukaryota, Metazoa, Arthropoda, Insecta, Hemiptera, Phylloxeridae. Bases 292 to 1461 code for a protein of 389 amino acids.
GUGGUUGCAAGUAGAGUAUCCCGGAUACCAGACUAAGUCCUGCGAAAACGCGCGCGCAUCUUUCAACUGCAAGGACCUAAGCUUUUUUCAUUUUCCUACUGAUGCAAUCGACUACUGUUUAUCCUGUCUGGACAAACGUUGCUUGCGCACAUGUGGUGCAAUUCACAUUAAGGCCAGGAAGAGAACAAUAACAAACUAAAUUUAAUAAUAAUAAUAAUAUUUAUUUUUUACGAUUAUUACUAUAUUAUUUCUUAUUUUAUUCCCCCGCUGUAGUCAUGUUAGAACGUUAACAUGCCUUUCAUACCUGAACAAUAUCAAAUAAAUACUCAAUAUGUUCGUGAUACUAAGUUAAGCGAGGCAUUUCAAUGGAAAGAAACUUGGAAGUGUUUUACUUUAACCAUUAUUAUUGUCAUAUACAGCAUUGGUGUACUUCGAGAUCCAUCAAAUAUUGGUUUGACCAAGGGAAGUUCGUUGUCACUUGAAUACAUUUACUGUGUAUUAGGAUGUCUAUUUUUGUACAUAUUAUACCUAGUAGAAUGCCGAUACAGCGAGAUCGUUUGGGAUUUAGCCGAAACCGAACCUAUGCCACUCUCCGCAUUGUCCGAGUACAUCGUCCGAUUAAAAAGAGCUGAACCGCACGUAUGGUGGCAAGCAUCAUGUUAUCACUAUACUGAACCAAAAUUGACAAGAAGGCGGAAUCUUAGACAAUUAACCAGGGUAAACAUGCACGUAGCUAGAGUUUCAUUUGACCAUAGAAACUUCGGACACACUGAUAUAUCCGACUAUCUUAUUUUUCACCAGAGAAGUCCUCUCGUAAAAAUUGAGUUUAGCAAAGGUUUUGCUUUUGCUCGACCUCGUCACGCAGAAGAGUUUGAAAGCGCGCGAAACGAAUUUUUUUCGGCUCACGAGUCUAUAGAUGAGCACAUGGAAAAAAAAGAAGGUAUGGACUUGGCUGGCGUCGAGUUUGAUGAGUACAUUAGUGCAGGGCGGUUUCCUCGAUUAGUUAACACCAUUACGUACUGGCUGUGCUCAUUUCUUUUACUUUCGUGGCCUUACAGGGUGUAUGUCAAUUACAAUACGUCAUAUGCAAGUUAUACUGUCACCAAACUGUUUGGACAAGUACGCAUGAUACCUAGCUACUCAGAGACAAUGCUCAUCGAUCCUGCACCUCCAGCAUACGUGAUAGAUUGCCCUUCGCCGUUCGACAUGUAUGAAAUGUCACAGACGAUGACUAUUUUUCGAACGUGUUCUCCUAAUUACGUGCCAACAAAUCUAGUUAGGUACAUAGAGUCCGGGCCAUAUGCGUUCCCCCCUUCGUAUGAGGAAGCGCUAAUGUGUCCGUCGUUCGAACCGUCUUCAGUCGACAUCGAUAACCGUUCCAGUAACAAUAAUUAUAAUACUCACGGGCGGAGUACUGGUGGUCGAUAUCCCGCAGCUGUAACGUUUGAGACUAGCCUGUGAUUUCCCAUUUAAUAAUAUUAAAUUUUUAUUAAUCUUUGAGAAAUGUUUAUAUUAUACACGUUCCUAAAUAAUUUUAUUGCUGAUAUAAUAUCAUUAAUUUUUUUUAUGUAAAAAAAAAUGAUAUAAGUACUAUAAAAGACAACAAGGCUCUUGUUAAAGACGCAUAGCUAAAAAUAUACUGUUUGUUUGAAAUUAUGGUGGCUAAACCCUCCAAUUUAACUUAAAUUUAUUUUAAAAAAUAAUAGUUUGAUAAAGUAUUAAAAUUAAUUAUACUUGAAAAGUAUAUAAUUUUUUCGGAAUACAAAAUUUAUUUUGAAUAAUGCUUUAUUAUACUAAAAAUGUUCAAUAUAGUGAAUAUAUAGUGUAAAUUGAUAUCAAAGAAAGUUAUUUUAAAUGCGACUUAAAAUUUUAAAGAAAUAAUACUCUUCUUUGUUGAAAUAUAUCGCACCAGCCAUUAACUCAGGUUCCAAUUAAGGAGAACCACACCAUAAAGGAACAUCAACGCUUAAAACACCUCAAGGUGAAAAAUUCUGGUAAGAUGUAUUUUUCUGUAAUUAUUAAUUGGAUAUUUAGUAUUUUUAAUGAAUGAUAAUGACUAGUAAUGAGCAAAAUCGAGUCUUGCAAAAAUUGGAUUAACACUAGCAAAUUCUAGUGAUAGUUAAGUUGACGUUAAAUGAAGUUAUAUGACGCUCUUAAGAACGUGUUUUUUUUAAAGGAGCAAGAUUAAGACCAAAAUAUGAUAGGUAAGACCAAGAAUGAAUUUGCAAAUUAAGAUCCAGAUCAAGACUUAGUUGAUAAGAAUAAAACCAAUAUUGUCAAAAUCUUAGUGUUGCUUUGCUCAUUACUAAUGAUAUACUAUAAGCAGGGCGAAUCCAGAAUUUUUUUAAGGGGUGGCGCAAAAAUUAUUUAAGACGUUUAAAUCAAUUUUUUUUUGGAAAUUUUGUUAUUCAAAAGACCUUUUUUUUUAUAAAAGGUGACAAUAAUCGAAGAGAAUAAGGCACUCCCCACUAAAACUGUCACUGUACAAUAUUAAUACUGUCAUCAAUUCUUCCUACGAUACUGCCAAAUAUAAUAAACCCAGCAUUCGUUAUCACUGCUUUAUACUUUAAUUAAAUUGCAAUAAGAUUUUAGUUUUAAACACAUUUGUUUUUUAGUAGUAACUGUUAUAAUUAUAAAAUUGUGUUAUUCUCAUAAGCAUUGAAAUUUUCAAGUUAAUACUUUUAGAGUUUCUAGUUGUUAAUUAUCUAUUAUUUUGAAUUAUUUUUUAGCUAAUGGUUAAUCAAAAUGUGCUAAAAUAAUAGUUUUAAUAUUUUUUUCACUUUUAUAGUUGGAUAUUAUUUAGAAAAUUGGGUUUAUUAUUCAUAUAGACAAUUUAUCUUCUGAAUGCCUUCUAAAUAAUAAA